This is a messenger RNA of Octopus sinensis (East Asian common octopus), 505 nucleotides long. RefSeq names its product 40S ribosomal protein S25. The transcript has 4 exons. Lineage: Eukaryota; Metazoa; Mollusca; Cephalopoda; Octopoda; Octopodidae. Gene Ontology annotation, cellular component: cytosolic small ribosomal subunit. The record is from RefSeq and is a predicted model, not a curated record. Bases 112 to 468 code for a protein of 118 amino acids. Gene Ontology annotation, molecular function: structural constituent of ribosome.
UCUAUCAAAGAUAGAUCUUAAUCUUAAGCGGCCUUAUAUAUAUCCGGGCAAUUUCUCUGCGCAGUCGCACUUGAAGUCUUUCUUUCUGCUACAACCUCGUGGACGUAUAGGAUGCCGCCCAAAAAGACAGAUAGCAAGGGAGGAAAAGGAGGAAAACAGCCGGAAAAGAAAAAGAAGGAAGGAGGAUCCGGUGGUAAAGCCAAAAAGAAGAAGUGGUCAAAAGGAAAAGUCAGGGACAAGUUAAAUAAUUUAGUAUUUUUUGACAAUGCUACUUAUGAUAAGUUGUUAAAAGAAGUCCCAAGCUAUAAACUGGUCACACCUUCAGUGGUUAGUGAAAGAUUGAAGAUUCGUGGUUCUCUGGCAAAACUUGCCCUCCGUGAAUUGGAAAGACUAGGUGACAUCAAGCUGGUAUCCAAACACCAUUCACAGAUCAUCUACACCAGAGCCACUAAGGAAGAUGUAGCAUAACCUUAGAAUGAAGUUCAAUAAAUGGCAUUAAUAUAAA